Molecule: messenger RNA, 3176 nt
Organism: Apodemus sylvaticus (European woodmouse)
Lineage: Eukaryota; Metazoa; Chordata; Mammalia; Rodentia; Muridae
Gene: Pwwp3a
Product: PWWP domain containing 3A, DNA repair factor
Exons: 11
Coding region: 784-2868 (694 amino acids)
Biological process (GO): DNA repair; chromatin organization
Cellular component (GO): cytosol; nucleus
Molecular function (GO): nucleosome binding
Source: RefSeq, a predicted model, not a curated record
GUAGUUGUUUUUGUUUUCCUAAUACUGUCUUUCUUCUCUGUCGGAGGUUUCUGAUACGCUUCUCACAAAAGAAAGAGCAGCUUCUGCUGGCUUAUGACUUCUCUGCUUCCAUGUUUCCAUGCUAAGAAUCUUAUGGGGAGGACAAUAGAUUUUAUUUGACACCAAUUUCAGGUUGAAGGUCUGAUUAUAUGAGGUGCAGGGAUCUGUAGGGAUCAGGGUCUAAAGGGCCGACAGAUGGAAAUUAUUCCCAGGGCUCCAUCCUGGAGUCGCAGCUCCCACCAAGGACUCGUUUCUGAUCCGCCUGUACCAGGCCCUGCUCUACUUAAAAAAAAAAAAAAAAGAAAAGAAAAGAAUUUUUCAUACUGGAAAGGCAGAUGGGCGGAAGGACGCUGUUGUUCUGCACCUGGUGACCCUUCAUGGGUCAUCAGCAAGGACGCUGUGGGUGCAGUCCUUCCUUCUGAAGAGUCUCCUGGGUCCCUCCUGGCCCACUCCUCCCUGCCACGGUCUUCAGAGCUGCCACCGCGACAGUCCCCAGCUUCCCGCUCUCCCUGCGGCAGGAAGGUAAUUGAAUACUUGAGUUUAAAAGGAAAGCAAGUCCUUUUAAACUAAAACGCGCCUGCUGGGCUGUAAACAGCUCUUGGUGACAUUAGCGGCUACUCGGAAAAUCUAACAAAGGAGUUAUUUGUGCAGUUGAAAGUCGGAUUUGCCUCAUGAAAGUCCCAAUUUGAAUUUAUUUUUAAUCUUAACUUCAGCCGACCUUUUCUUUCUUAAAAGAGGGGCAAAAUGGGAAAGAGGGGCAUAGCCUCCCCGGUUGGCUGUGCCUGUUCCCUUGGCAGCAUCUGUCCCUGUCCUUCCUUCAUGGUGACUUUGGCUGAGAGGGACAUCUGGACAGUUGGGCUGCACACUGCUGACGCUGAGCAGCUCUUUGUCAUCCAUCGCAGGAUCCAGGUGAAGAGCUCGGCCGUGGAGGCACUGCAGAAGUCACACAUUGAGAACAUUGCCGCCUUCCUGGCCUCUCAGAAUGAAGUCCCGGCUACGCCGCUGGAGGAGCUGACUUACCGGCGCUCCCUGCGAGUGGCCCUGGACGUCUUGAAUGAGAGGACCAGCGUGAGUCCGGAAAGUUGUGCAGUAGAAGAUGGAACCACACUGUCUCAGACAGAGGAGCCAGAUGCAGAUGUGGCCUCGCCGGCCUCCAGCGCUUCUUCUCCAUCUUUCCUUGGUGAAGAUGGUCAAGCUGUGGCAGUUCAGUGUGCAUCCAAGAGGAGAUGGGAGUCCAGCCCAGAAAGCCUGUGGCCGUCGUCUGCACUUGGAGAAGAUCUCAGGGGCAAAGUGGGCCCCAAGACAGACCUCUCAGAGAGUGGAGCCCCAGGAGCUGACGUGCCCGCUCCCAUUGGAGAUGGGUCUCAGGAUGAUUCUGGGUUACAGCUGGGCCAUGGGCAGGAGAGCACAACGAAAAAGAGACAAAGCAACCUGGGAGAGAAACCCACCCGGCGCCGACGAUCAGAGCCUGGCCUUUCCAAGGGAGAAAGUGUCGCAGAGAGUGAGGGAAAGGCCCUGGCUUCACCUAGGCUGCCCUCCGAAACCUGUGAGGAGCAUCCCUGUGCCGGGGUUAAAGGCUGUGACUGGGUCGAGUCAUCAGGCACCAGCGGGCUGCUCCCGGCUUCUGAGAGAAGCAGAAGACGCCCCACAAAGAGGCCACGCUUGGAUGGAGGCCAGAACCCACCCAGCAGGCAGCUGGGGACUAGAACUGUGGGGGCAGUGCCUUCCCCUGGGAGCUGUUCUGGGGAGGCCAGGACGCUGCGCAGUGCUGGAGAGGGUGACAAGCCGGAGGAAGUAGAUCCGAUGUCAUCAGAAGAAUCCACAGGGUUCAAGUCCAUUCACUCCCUGCUGGAGGAGGAGGAGGAAGAAGAGGAAGAGGAGGAACCACCUCGGAUCCUUCUGUAUCACGAACCACGAUCAUUUGAAGUAGGAAUGCUGGUUUGGCUUAAAUAUCAAAAAUACCCGUUCUGGCCAGCCGUGGUCAAGAGUGUCCGGCGGAGAGACAAGAAGGCCAGUGUGCUCUUCAUUGAGGGCAACAUGAACCCCAAGGGCCGAGGAAUCACCGUGUCACUGCGACGGCUCAAGCACUUCGACUGCAAGGAAAAGCACGCACUGCUGGACAGAGCCAAGGAGGACUUUGCCCAGGCUAUUGGCUGGUGUGUGUCACUCAUCACUGACUACCGCGUGCGGCUGGGCUGCGGCUCCUUUGCUGGGUCUUUCUUAGAGUAUUAUGCUGCCGAUAUCAGCUAUCCUGUGCGCAAGUCUAUCCAGCAGGAUGUCCUGGGAACCAGGUUUCCUCAGCUGGGCAAGGGGGACCCUGAGGAGCCUGUGGGCGAUAGCCAGCUGGGUCAGUGGCGGCCAUGCAGGAAGGUGCUGCCCGACCGCUCCAGGGCUGCACGGGACAGAGCCAACCAGAAGCUGGUGGAGUACAUUGUGAAGGCCAAGGGUGCAGAGAGCCACCUGCGCGCCAUCUUGCAUAGCCGCAAGCCCUCGCGCUGGCUGAAGACAUUCCUGAGCUCCAGUCAGUACGUGACAUGCAUGGAGACAUACCUGGAGGACGAGGCACAGCUGGAUGAGGUGGUGGAGUACCUGCAGGGUGUCUGCCGAGACAUGGAUGGCGAGGUGCCCGCGCGUGCCAGUGGGGACCGCAUCCGUUUCAUCCUGGACGUGCUGCUGCCCGAGGCAAUCAUCUGCGCCAUUUCCGCCGUGGAGGCGGUGGACUACAAGACAGCUGAGCAGAAGUACAUCCGGGGCCCCACACUCAGUUACCGGGAAAAAGAAAUCUUUGACAAUGAACUCCUGGAAGAGAGGAACCGUCGCCGUCGCUGAGCCGCAGUCUCCACCUGGCCAGCCAGCACUGUCUAUGACCUGCCAGAGGCCUCCUCGAGAAUGUGCUAGAAGCAAGAGGCCUUGGAGUGUGCUGACUUUGAUCUGUGCGUGGGUUCUGCCUCCAGCCCUGGUCUGGGACAUAAGAUGGUAGAAACCUGCUGGCGUCUGUGAACAGCUGCUUUCUGGAAGUGUAUGUGUGUGUGAGUGUGCGCGUGUGUGUGUGAUAUAUGUGUGUAUGGUGUGUACACGCAUGUAUGUUUGGUUUUACUUUUUAAUUAUUAUUUUGUUUAUAAAUGUGUUUGACUGCA